AUGUAUGAAUCUCUUACGUUUUCUGACUCGGUUGGAAUAUGUCCGUAUAAUAAAAAUCAUAUUAUUACAAAAUCUCGUCUUCAAAAGCACAUAGUCAAAUGUGAAAAACAAUUUCCAACACAUUAUAAAGUUAUGUGUCCAUAUAAUGCCACUCACCGAUUAUUUAAAGAAGAGUUAGAGGAACAUAUUAUUACUUGUCCUGCACGCAAUAUUUUAAAAUCGGAAAUAUAUCCAGAGGAGCAUAAUACAAGAAAUUUUAUAGUACAAUCAGAAUUUUCAAAUAUAAUAGAUGGUACAGAAAAUUGGGAUUUAGAAAUUAAUAACUCCAUGACUUUAACUAAAGAAGAGUAUUUUAUAGAUAAUAAUUCAAGACUGGUUAAUAUAAGUACUAAUUCAAAGAAGCAAAAUGAAGACUUUAAAAUGAUACGAGCUCCUCGGGGCUUUUCUGAAGCUAUAUUAACAGAACCUAGCGAAGAUUCUUAUGUUGAAGAUGUAGAAUCAGUAGUUAGUUCAAUGGGUAUUGGCAGAGGGAAAAUUACUUUAAAGAACGAUAAACUGAAAUUAAUUGGAAUGUGUAGAGGAAGAUCAAUGGACAAUUUUUCAUAAUAA
Molecule: messenger RNA, 609 nt
Organism: Eufriesea mexicana
Lineage: Eukaryota; Metazoa; Arthropoda; Insecta; Hymenoptera; Apidae
Product: gametocyte-specific factor 1
Exons: 4
Coding region: 1-606 (201 amino acids)
Source: RefSeq, a predicted model, not a curated record